Messenger RNA from Condylostylus longicornis, 743 nucleotides. RefSeq names its product 28S ribosomal protein S28, mitochondrial (gene mRpS28). The transcript is spliced from 2 exons. The coding region runs from base 110 to 643 and encodes 177 amino acids. The record is from RefSeq and is a predicted model, not a curated record. NCBI's taxonomy places the organism in Eukaryota, Metazoa, Arthropoda, Insecta, Diptera, Dolichopodidae. Gene Ontology annotation, cellular component: mitochondrial small ribosomal subunit.
UUGUACCUAACCAACUUUUUUUUUUUUAUUAUUAUUUUAAUUUUAUAAUUGUUUAUUUUUUUUUUUUUAUAUGAAUACAUAGUUGGAUUAUUUUUGUGCGUUCAAAGCUAUGGGAAUCGUAAAAUUAAUGUCUGUUAGAACAUGUUCCAAAAACUUUUUUGAAAGUUUUUUGAGAAGCUAUUGUACUAAUCCGAUAUCUGGUAUUUCUUCAAAUGUUACUGAAAGUAAUACAGAAAAGGGUGGAUUUGCCAAAGCAUUUGAAAGACAUUCAAAACCAAUAGAACAGGAAGUGUCUAAAGAACCAUCACAAACUUUUGCAAGUCUUUUAAGGAACUCUAAAUUUAUUGAUCUUGGAGAUCCAGAAGGUAAAAUUGUUACAGGAACAAUUUAUCACGUUGUAGGAGACGAUUUAUAUAUUGACUUCGGUUGGAAAUUUCACUGUGUAUGCCAAAGACCAAAUCGUAAUGGAAGUGAUUAUGUACGAGGAUCAAAAGUUCGAUUACGUAUUAAAGAUUUGGAGCUAUCUACCAAAUUUUUAGGAUCUACAAAGGAUUUGACUAUUCUUGAGGCUGACUGUCAAUUAUUAGGCUUAACAUAUUCACCUGCAAGAAGUUCGAGAAAUCAACUAAAAGAAAAUGAAUAAUAAAUUUACUAAGAUUAUGUUAGCUAUUUAGGGAAAAUAUUAUUGCGUUUAUUAAAAGUUAAUUUUGAAAAGUGAAUAUUAAUAGACAUUAAUUUUCUGA